AGCCCAAUUAAAACCCCCCAUCGACUCAUUCAACAAUUAAUCAAUUAAUCACUCUUCUCGCAGAUAUUGUGAGAAGAAAGCUUCGUUGAACAAAAAUGGGCGCUUUUCUCAAGCUCAUCGACGUCUUACUGUUCCUCAUCUUCCUUAUACUCGCAAUCCUUUCUCCUCUAAUUGAUUUCCAGCUUAUUUUCCCUCAUACCCUUUUCCCUGAUUUUCUCAUCGAUCUUAAAACCUCCUACACCCGCCAAUAUGGGGACUAUUUAAUGGCCGAAUCCCCUCCCUUCCUUGUUGGCCUCGUUUGGCUCGAGCUUUUCUUUCAAUGGCCGAUAAUGCUUCUCAAUCUCUACGCCUUCUUGGCUUCCAAACCAUGGUACAACACCACUUGCUUGAUCUAUGGCGUUUCUGUUGUCUCUUCUAUGUCUGCUGUAUUGGGUGAAAUGGUUGGGUCGAACCGAGCAUCUACUACUCUCUUGACUAUCUACUACCCCUUCUUGGGUUUGGGAGUUUUGGCCAUGCUACGUGGGCUCGUGCCCUGCUCAAGCAAGGCUGCAAUCACUGGCACACGACCAUCAAAUGGCAGGAAAAAGAGGGCUUGAACAGCCAACCAAAAUCGCCAAAGGAGUGCCUGUAUUACCUUUUCCGCACCCGAUUCAGGUUAGUAUUAACUGAGGAUGUUGGUUUCUUUAGGCACGGGUGCAACUCUGGCUAUGGAAUAUGGAUCGUUCAGCAUUUGUCUCGUUAGCAUUUCACAAGUCUUUCAUUGUAUGAGUAGUAAUGGUUCAAAGGGACCCUUCUGAGUUUUGAAUGAGAAUAAGGCCAAUGAACUUAAGAUUUGAUUUUCUAAUGUUCAGGAUUUUUUUUCUCAA
Molecule: messenger RNA, 866 nt
Organism: Cucumis sativus (cucumber)
Lineage: Eukaryota; Viridiplantae; Streptophyta; Magnoliopsida; Cucurbitales; Cucurbitaceae
Product: sigma intracellular receptor 2
Exons: 2
Coding region: 96-596 (166 amino acids)
Cellular component (GO): endoplasmic reticulum
Source: RefSeq, a predicted model, not a curated record